AGCAAGAACUGCCUCCCAGAUUUCCAUCUUCAAACAACUAGAGCAUUAAUUUACUCCCUCCUCUGUUUCUUCAAAACCUCCCCAAAAGACCAAAACCAUCACUUUUGGUGUCUCCUGGACUGUAAACAGCUCCUCAUUCCCUACAUAUCACCAUCUUUCCAACAACCAAGACCAUGAAGCAAAAGAUAGUGAUCAAGGUGACGGGGAAUGGACCGAAGUCACGCACCAAAGCCUUGCGGAUUGCAGUUGGGCUUUCAGGUGUUGAAUCUGCUCGUUUAGGAGGGGAAGAUAAGAGCCAGAUAGAGGUGGUAGGCGAUGGAGUUGAUGCAGUACAACUUACAAAUUUGCUGAGAAAGAAAGUAGGCUACGCAGAGUUAGCAAGUGUAGAAGCUGUGGGAGAAAAGAAAGAAGAGAAGAAAGAAGAGCCAGCAGUGCAGCCGGUUGUUUGGCCCGUGUUUGGUGGAGGCAUGCCUCAGACCUAUAUCUAUCCGAUUCACCCCCAUCAGGACCCUUCUUGCUCCAUCAUGUAAUUACCAAACAGGCAAGCCAGAAGCAGGGAGAGAGAGAUAUAUUGAAGCCGAGUCAGUUUAUUUAUCUUGUAGAACAUGUUGAGCCGCUGCCGUUCCAUGUCUGAAAGUGGGGAGAUAGUAAAGGGAAAUUGAGAUUAUAUAUAUACAUAACCAUGUGUAAACAAGCUUCUUUGCUUGUCUCAACUUCUCAUGUUACAGGAGGGACAAAUCUUGAUAUUGGGUGAACAAAAAGCAUGGUGAUAUUCAGUCGUUAAUUAUUCAACAAUAUCAACUUAUGAAUUUUAA
Messenger RNA from Populus trichocarpa (black cottonwood), 815 nucleotides. Its product is annotated as heavy metal-associated isoprenylated plant protein 16. The transcript is spliced from 3 exons. The coding region runs from base 174 to 530 and encodes 118 amino acids. The record is from RefSeq and is a predicted model, not a curated record. NCBI's taxonomy places the organism in Eukaryota, Viridiplantae, Streptophyta, Magnoliopsida, Malpighiales, Salicaceae.